GCAGUCAGAAGUUUCUGAGUUGCUACUGAAGAUGCACUCCGGGUCCAGUAUCGGAUCUAGCAGAUCUGGAUCACACACCACAAGAUACCUUGCUGCUGCCAGUCUGGCAGUGCUGCUUGUCGGCUGGAUGUCACCUGAAUAUGCUGAAAAGUUCGGUGCAUUCGCUUUGCGAGACUAUUUGUCCGCUUCGCCCCUGAGUGCUGCAGUGGUUGUGCAAAGUUCAUGGUCAGUGUUGGCCCUUGUACCGAUCAAGCGACGAAGAUGGGGUCUUCGCUUGCCUCGCUUUGGGUGGACGUGGCUGCUGGCAUUCUGCCUGGGAGCCUUUUCGCUCCUGACGCAUGCCAUGUGGUACAAGUCCUUCACCGGCACCACGCCAGCCAUCAAUACCUUGGUGUAGAAUCUGGACAUCUUGGUUGCCAUGGUCUUGGAAGCUAUCGUGGCUUUGAAAGCACCCGCACCUGCGGCCAUUUUGGGUGGCUUAAUCACCCUGGGUGGAGCUUGUUUGGCCAUACAAACUCAAAUUGCAGGCAACACUAUUUGGGGUUGCACCUUGUGCUUGGUGGCAACCUCGCAGUACUCCAUCAUUGCAAUCAUCACAUCCAAAUGUCUCAAGGAGGAUUGCUCACUUAUGAUGCUGUUGGCCUUGGAAGGUGUGAUGAGUCUUUUGGUUCUGGCACUGCUUCUUGCAACCACGGAAAUUGCGGAUGUCACGGGCACAUUGUGGCCUGUCUUCCCCGGUGCGAAUGCCACGGUCUUCAUGUGCGUGACCAAUAUGAUGUUGAACUUUGGCUGGCUUUCUUUUUCAUCAUUGAUUGGAGCUGCACAAGCAGCUAUGGCAGCGUGUCUCUCAAUGCCUCUCUCCUUGGUUUUGGAUUCUCUAAUGCUGCAUUCUUUGGCUUCGCCUGCAGAGGUGAUUGGAAGCCUCAUGGCGAUUUUCGGCUUUGUGUUGAGCUAUCGCAGUACAAAAAACAACGCCGCUGAUGGGACAGAAAUUUCUGAGCGUUUGACUCCGUGAGCCGUGAAGCGAUUUUUCAUGUUUUAUGUGGUACGACUUCGCCAAUACCUUUGCUCACAAAGCAUCGCAACAGUUUUCUUUGGCUGAACGUGUCAGCCCCAAAAAUUGAAUUCGGUUUUGGCACGGUCCGUGCUGAAAUGUAUGUUGAGCUGUAGCUACGUUUUUUCUUGGCGAGCUCAUUUUAAUGAUUUAGUCAAUCUGAAAUAAAUAUGUGCAUGAAUUCG
Messenger RNA from Cladocopium goreaui, 1239 nucleotides. The record is from the annotation of a GenBank genome assembly. Lineage: Eukaryota; Dinophyceae; Suessiales; Symbiodiniaceae.